Molecule: messenger RNA, 1614 nt
Organism: Protobothrops mucrosquamatus (brown spotted pit viper)
Lineage: Eukaryota; Metazoa; Chordata; Lepidosauria; Squamata; Viperidae
Product: sialidase-3-like
Exons: 2
Coding region: 3-1292 (429 amino acids)
Biological process (GO): ganglioside catabolic process; oligosaccharide catabolic process
Cellular component (GO): membrane; lysosome; cytoplasm
Molecular function (GO): exo-alpha-sialidase activity
Source: RefSeq, a predicted model, not a curated record
AGAUGGCUAAGGAGCCGCGGGGCCUUGUGCCGAUGACCCUUUUCUCCCGGGCAAAGUAUGGGGCCACUUACCGCAUCCCAGCUCUGCUCUACCAGCCUUCGGAUUCCCUCUUCCUGGCCUUUGUGGAGAAACGCUCCUCGCCCCGGGACGAGGACGCCAGGUUCCUGAUGCUGAAACGCGGAUACAGAGAGGGCGUCUGCGUUAAGUGGGACCAUCCCGUGCGGUUGAAGACAGCUGGAAUGCCCAACCAUCGCACCAUGAACCCCUGCCCGGUUUACGACAAGAACAACGGCGUGAUAUUCCUCUUCUUCAUCUGCGUGAAGGCCGAUGUUUCGGAACAACGUCAGCUUUGGGGGCGGAGAAACGCCGUCCGACUGGGCUACAUCACCAGUCACGAUGGUAGCCGCAACUGGAGCACGAUGACCGAUCUGACCGAGGAGCUGAUGGGUGACGCUGAGGCGAGCCAGUGGGCUACCUUCGCGGUGGGACCAGGCCACGGGGUGCAGCGGAGUUCGGGAGACCUGGUGAUCCCAGCCUACGCCUACUGCGUCUACAAGUCGUGGUUUGGCUUGUCCUUCCCGUGGUGGGUCAAGCCCCAUUGCUUCAGUUUCUACAGCAGCGACGGUGGGCAGACGUGGCGUCGGAGCGAGCUCAACAAAUCCCUGAAGACCACCGAGUGCCAGGUGGCCGAGGUGACCUGCCAGGACAACAGGAAGGUGUUAUAUUGUAAUGCCCGAAGUUUGCACAAAUUUCGAGCUGUGGCCUACUGCAUGGAUGAUGGACACCGCUUCACGGAUUAUGCCCUCUGCACGCAACUGAGCGAACAGCCCCUUGGGUGUCAAGGAAGCGUCGUGAGUUUCUUUCCCUCAGAUCGGGGCCAAAAGGAGGACCCAGGUGGGUCAAGAUCUCCGAUGGACGCGUCUCCAUCUUCUGCUUCACCCGGGCGUUCCAACCACACGUGGUUGAUGUUCUGCCAUCCCACCAGCAGGAAGAAGCGAAAGGAUCUGGGGAUCUACCUGAAUCCUUCUCCGAUGGAGCAGAGCAGCUGGCUGUCCCCUUGGAUCCUCCAUAAAGGACCCAGUGGCUACUCGGAUCUGGCUGUGUGUGACGAUGGGGAAUCGCCCACGUUCGCUUGCAUAUUUGAGCGUGGAGAGUCCAAGGAAUACGAGGAGAUCGCCUUCUCCAUCUUCACUCAGGAGGAGCUCAUGAAGAACGUGUUCCCCGUUAAGCCGCCGACAGCCGAGGCCAAACUUACUACCAAGCACUUGAAAGAAUCGUGGAAAACUGGGUGAGAUUUUACUUUCUCUCUACUCCAAGUACUUUCCCUGUUAAAAGCAUUUUGAAAAUCUAUCCCCUUCUGAGGAGAGAGGGAACUCCAUCACCCCACCCUAAAAUGGCGGCUCUUGCUUACACAGAGGAAAUAAAGCUUUGAGAAAGAUUAACUUACCACAAUUGGAUACCUGUCUGCUGUUUGGAAUUUGGGAACCCCAAAAGUUCCUGUUCUCAUUGGAAUCUGCUACUUUGCCUUAUUUGUAAAAAGAACUUAAACCAAAACGACUCGAUAGAAAAGAAACAUUAUAUUGAUGUGAUCAUUAUUUCUAGGAAUAAUUGGGG